Molecule: messenger RNA, 1089 nt
Organism: Onychostruthus taczanowskii (white-rumped snowfinch)
Lineage: Eukaryota; Metazoa; Chordata; Aves; Passeriformes; Passeridae
Gene: HOXB1
Product: homeobox B1
Exons: 2
Coding region: 199-1065 (288 amino acids)
Biological process (GO): regulation of transcription by RNA polymerase II
Cellular component (GO): nucleus
Molecular function (GO): DNA-binding transcription factor activity, RNA polymerase II-specific; RNA polymerase II cis-regulatory region sequence-specific DNA binding
Source: RefSeq, a predicted model, not a curated record
CCGGCCGCAAACUUCGGGAGCCCCGCUCUCAUUGGGCUGGCCCCGCUCCGCCCGCGGGGUCCCCCCCGGCUCGGCCGCGGCUCCUCGGGGUCCCCCCGUGGCCGGCAGGAAGUUUCCCAGCUUUGACAUACUACCCAAAGGUUGUAGGGCAGGCGGCAUCGCCCCCAAAACGCGCUGACCCUCCUCCAUCACUGGCAGAUGGACAAUACCGCCAUGAACUCCUUCUUGGAGUUCGCAAUUUGUAACCGCGGCACCGCCGCCUUCCCGCAGCACCACCCCGAGCCGGCCUCGCCUUCCUUCCCUCCGUGCUCAGGUAGCCCCACUCCGAGCCCCGACGGCCCCUUCGGCCCGCCCGGCACCGCGCCCGCCCUCGGGCAUCUCCCCCAGCACGGCUUCCACCUUCCCUCCUCUUCCUCUUCCUCCCGCUUCGCCAGCCCGGGUUACCCAGCUCAGCCGGGCUACCAGCAGCUCUACGCGGGCCAGCAGGACGCGGACGGGCUCUACCUGCCCGGGGCCGCCUUCGGCUCGGCCUCGCUGCCCGAGGCUUUCUGCGGGCCCGCGGGGCAGCUCCAGCAGCCGCCAGCCUUCGGCCUCGAGCAGCCCGCCUACCUGCCCGGCCUCUACGGCGAGCUCUCGGCGGCCUUGCUGGAGGAGCCCGAGCCCCCCGGGCACCCCGAGGUGGGCGUCAGGGCCGGGGCAGCGCAGACCUUCGAGUGGAUGAGGGUGAAGAGGAACCCCCCCAAAACAGGCAAAACGUCGGAGCUGGGGCUCCUGGGGCAGCCCAACGCCAUCCGCACCAACUUCAGCACCAAGCAGCUGACGGAGCUGGAGAAGGAGUUCCACUUCAACAAGUACCUGACGCGGGCCCGCAGGGUGGAGAUCGCCGCCACCCUGGAGCUCAACGAGACGCAGGUGAAGAUCUGGUUCCAGAACCGGAGGAUGAAGCAGAAGAAGAGGGAGAAGGAAGGGCUGGCCCCGGCCGCUGCCUGCGGGCCGCCCAAGGAAGCGGCCGAGGGCUCGGAUCAAUCCUCGCCCGAGGCCUCGCCCAGCUCCGGCUCCUCCUGAGAGCCCCCGAGAGCUGCCGGGGUC